Raphanus sativus (radish) is the source of this 964-nucleotide messenger RNA. RefSeq names its product vegetative storage protein 1. Gene Ontology annotation, molecular function: acid phosphatase activity. Lineage: Eukaryota; Viridiplantae; Streptophyta; Magnoliopsida; Brassicales; Brassicaceae. Bases 49 to 843 code for a protein of 264 amino acids. The transcript has 3 exons. The record is from RefSeq and is a predicted model, not a curated record.
CACACAAAUAAACAUCACAACUAAAACAAUAACAUACCAAAAACAAUAAUGAAGAUCCUCUCACUUUCACUUAUCUUGCUCUUGGCCGCUACGGUCUCCCAAGGCCGACCUUCGCUACCUUUGCCUAGGCUCAUUGAACUCCUCACAUCAGCCAACGAAGCCGAACUCUCAGAGGAACAACGACUCUCCAUCAGCUACCCCAACUGCAGAAGCUGGCACCUUGGUGUUGAGACCUCUAACAUCAUAAACUUCCAGACAGUGCCCGCAAAUUGCAAAGACUAUGUUGAAGACUACCUCACUUCCGAACAGUACCGUGCUGACUCCAAAACGGUGUGCAAAGAAGCUUAUUUCUACGCCAAAGGACUUGCUUUGAAGAAUGACACCGUCAAUGUUUGGAUCUUUGACCUUGACGAGACCCUCCUCUCUAAUGUUCCCUUUUACGCUCAAUAUGGAUACGGGACAGAGAAGCAAGACCCAAAUGCGUUCAAUAAGUGGCUGGAGGCCGGAGAAGCUCCCGUGCUCCCAGAGACUUUGCAUCUUUACCAAAACAUCCAAGAACUCGGGAUUGAGCCUGUCUUACUCACUGAGCGUUACCAAGAGUUGGCGGAAGUCACUCUAAAGAAUCUCGAAGCUGCUGGCUUCACCUAUUGGAGACAAAUCUUAUUUAAGCCAACGGGUUCAAACACGAAGAUAUCAAACUUCAAGUCAAAGGAGAGGAAGAAGCUGGUGAGGAGUGGUCACACUAUCAUUGGGAAUAUUGGAGACCAAUGGGCUGAUUUGGCUAAAGACAGCCCUGGGAGAAGGACAUUCAAGCUCCCUAAUCCACUCUACUACAAGAACUAAUCAAGCAUCUUUUUCAUGUAUUUGUUGUUCAUGCAUCCACCUAAAUAUGAGUCAAUGUAUUCUAUCGCAACUAAAUAAAUAACUCAUAAAUAAAUGAGUACUUCGUACGUACUUUUUUAUA